CUUCCUGGGUCUCCCGUUAGUUGCGCUUGACGGCAAUAAUUGAGGGAUUGAGGGACAAGCCGAACUAGACAGGGCUAAGUAGCUGCUACAAUAAUAACAAAAAACAGUACAGCAUUAAUAAUGAAUGAAAUAGAAGGACAGAACUCGGAAAUGGAAGAAACGAUAACACACUUCAUAUUGCAAUUGAUUAUAAAUACGAGAACUAAUGUUGUUUGUGGUGUGGUAGAAUUAAAUAUGAACUUUAUCACAUCACUACUUGUCGGCACCUCCACCAUAUUCAUAUUCCUACUACAGUACGACAUCACCUAUGAGGCGCUCACACAAACUCACAAAUCAGGUAGUCGCAGUCAAAUGGACUAA
Rhagoletis zephyria (snowberry fruit fly) is the source of this 360-nucleotide messenger RNA. RefSeq names its product putative gustatory receptor 59f. Gene Ontology annotation, cellular component: membrane. Gene Ontology annotation, biological process: sensory perception of taste. NCBI's taxonomy places the organism in Eukaryota, Metazoa, Arthropoda, Insecta, Diptera, Tephritidae. The record is from RefSeq and is a predicted model, not a curated record.